AGGUUACGCUAGCGCAUGCGCAGAAGCAUCAGAGUAAUUUGUUGAUAUCCUGCUUGGUAGUAUUCAUUUAGACUUUAUUUUAAAAGCCAGAUUCCCCCUCAGCACAGGGGUUUUAUUUACAUUGGGCAGCGCAGUUACCGGACCGUUCUCUAUAUGAAGGGCUAAUGGAAGAUACUCGGGAUCUGGCUGAACGAACCCCGCGUUCAGAGCGUAAGCGGAGAGACUCAUUCGGGAUGUUUGAUGGCUACGACAGCUGCAGCGAGGAGUCCACCAGCAGCUCCAGCUCAGAGGACAGUGAAGAUGAGGUGGUGCCCUCCAUCCCUGCCAGCCUGCCGAUCAUUAAGAACAAUGGACAGGUGUACACUUACCCCGACGGCAAGGCUGGAAUGGCCACUUGUGAGAUGUGUGGGAUGGUUGGAGUACGAGAUGCUUUCUACUCAAAAACAAAGCGCUUCUGCAGUGUGUCGUGCUCCAGGAGUUACUCCUCAAAUUCCAAAAAAGCUAGCAUUUUGGCAAGACUCCAGGGCAAACCUCCUACGAAAAAGGCAAAAGUCUUACAGAAACAGCCUCUUGUGGCAAAGUUGGCAGCUUACGCCCAGUACCAGGCGAGUCAGCAGAACCAGGCCAAAUCAAAAGCAGUGGUUCCUGCAGAGAGCUUUGACUGGGGGCGGUAUAUCUGUAGCAAUAACACAACCGGAGCUCCAGUCAGCUGCUUCAAACAUGCCCCCAUGGGGAUGUGCUGGGGAGACGUCGUGGAAGGAGUGAGGAUCGAAGUUCACAACUCUGACACCAACCUCUCCACCAAGGUGUACUGGAUAGCAGAAAUCAUUAAGCUAGCAGGGUUCAAGGCCCUCCUGAGAUAUGAGGGCUUUGACCAUGAUAGCGGUAAAGACUUCUGGUGUAAUCUCUGCGUCCCCGAGGUGCACCCGGUGGGAUGGUGCGCGUCAAGUGGCAAACCCCUCGUACCUCCAAAAAGCAUACAGCAUAAGUACUCUAACUGGAAAACCUUUCUUGUGAAGCGUCUCACUGGAGCUAAAACACUGCCGCCUGACUUUACUGCCAAGGUGCACGAAAACAUGCAGUUUCCCUUUAAGAAGCUGAUGCGGGUGGAGGUGGUAGAUAAGAACUACCUGUGCCGGACACGGGUGGCGCUGGUGGAGCAGGUAACCGGAGGUCGUCUCAGGCUGGUGUAUGAAGAAAGCCAGGACCAGGCGGAUGACUUCUGGUGCCACAUGUUCAGCCCCCUCAUCCAUAACAUCGGCUGGUCAAGAAGCAUCGGACACCGCUUCAAACGAUCCGAUGUUGCAAAGAAAAUCGAGGGUCAGGCUGAUGCUCCUGCACAGAUCUUCCAGAAGGUGAAAGACGUGGACCAGAGUGGGGAUUGGUUCAAAGACGGGAUGAAGUUAGAAGCCAUCGACCCCCUCAACCUCUCAGCUAUAUGUGUAGCCACUGUAAGAAAGGUGUUGGCAGACGGGUACCUCAUGAUCGGGAUCGAUGGCUCGGAGGCAGUGGACGGAUCAGACUGGUUCUGCUACCAUAGCACCUCCCCCUCCAUCUUCCCUGUCGGCUUCUGUGAAAUCAACAACAUUGAACUCACGCCCCCUAGAGGGUACACUAAACUGCCAUUUAAAUGGUUCGACUACCUCAGAGAAGCAGGAUCAAUCGCUGCUCCUGUCAAGCUCUUCAACAAGGAGGUUCCCAAUCACGGUUUCCGGCAGGGUAUGAAGCUGGAGGCCGUUGAUCUGAUGGAGCCACGGCUGGUGUGUGUUGCCACAGUGACGAGGGUUGUGCACCGGCUACUGAGGAUCCAUUUUGACGGCUGGGAGGACGAGUAUGACCAGUGGGUAGACUGCGAGUCACCUGACCUCUACCCUGUGGGCUGGUGUCAGCUGACCGGCUACCAGCUCCAACCGCCCGCCUCACAGAGUAACAGAGAAAUGCCUCAAUCUGUCCCCAAGCAGAAGAAAAAGGCUCAGCAGUACAAAGGCCAAAAGAAAAAGAGGAAGAUUCCGGUUGGUCGACGGCCCUUCAGUCAGGCAGGCAGGAGGAGGAGCAGCUUCUCAGGGGACGAAGAGCAGAGUCCACCCCCUUACCCUGCCCCGGGGCCCACUCGGCCCCGACCCCGAACCCACCUCCACCAAACCCACAAAUCAGAGUCUCUCCUUCGAAUGAAAGAGGAAGCGGCCGAGGUGGACGAGUUCACCUUCUCACAGGGCACCUCAGACCAGGAGAGCAACGGCUCAGGCAGCUACUACAUCAAACAGGAGCCCUGAGGUCACACGGUCAGGACGGAGCACGAUGACAGGGACAGGACAAAAUCCCAGCAAGGAUCAGGAACACAGAGAAUCCAACUAGCCUCGAAUCACACUCAGACCAACAACUCAGGCCUUCCAUGGAGGCACCGGGAUAGAUGACCACGGCACGGAAAAGGGGGAUGUUUUUACAAUUCUGAAUUCUCCUCAAGGAAUACUCCCCCUGAACAGUUUUCCAACCUUGUAGCUGUGUGUGCACAUAAUCAGUCACAAAAUGUGUACGAUGGAGGGUUUUGAAGGCACCCAGGGUCGGGCCUGGGUCACACAUGUUUGGGCAUUCUCACCCUCAGCUGCUGAAGCAGCGUGAUCCUGCUCCUCUCCAGUCUGAAAUCCAACCAGACGCGAUAUUUGAUGGAUUAAAAACAACCUUUUUUCUACUAAAAUGGGGUCCUGCAAGUCGACAUCAGCUCAUCCUGCCUCUGCCACAAUCUGGGCCGUGCACAGAGACCUGUAGAAACUGUGAGAACCAUUUAUUGAGCCAGGUCUUUAGGUUUUCUUUUGUUUGUUUGUUUGUUUUCAGGUCAGAGAGUCAGCCACUGAACGGCCUGAGGAGAGUAGAGGCUGGCAGGAAGAGGAACACAGCUCUGUAUAUUUUGAUUAUUUUCUUCUGAACAUAUUGCCAGGUGGACUUUUACUUUGUUAAUAGUACUUGAAGUUUUUUUGUUCAUUUAUUUUGUAAUAAUUUCAAGUUGUUGUUAUUUUUUUUUAAUUAAUGUACUUAUUUUGCAUUUACAUUUUUGGUGGCCGUGUGGGAAAGUUGAUGUGCGUUGUUUCAUAAAGUGAUUAUAUUCAUAUAGUAUGUGGAGGCUUAUUCAGAUAGAACUACAGAGUAUAGAUAUUAAGGAGUGACAUUUGAAGAGACAGAUGACUGAAAUGCUGCUCAGCAUUACUCAUUUUUCCUGUUUUGUUAUUUUGGUUUUGGCCUGAAGAGUCCCACAGCUGCAUUUAUUUAUGACGAAACAUUACAGAACCAAAGACUGAAACUUCUGGACUCAAAUGUCCACAAUUAUUAAGACAUAUACUUUUAGUUUCACAGAGACAAGCUGCCUUUAACUUACAUUUAGGAGGCUGAAACCAGCAUCUUUUUUUCAAGAUUGUUUAACAAAUUAACCGAUUGUUUUUUUUCCUUGUCAUAUAUUUCACCUGGGAAGCUGCUUCUGUUGCCUUCAAGGUGUUUACAUACAAAAUGCAAAGAUUCAAAUAGACAGUGAUAACCUCCAGGCAGCUUGAAUUACACACAUCUGCGGCGUGCAGGCAUGCACUGCAAUUUCUUUUCACCUGCAUCAAUUCAGGACUGAAUUAUUAUCAAUUUUAGCUGCAAAUUCAGAUGUCAAUCCACACCUGUCACUCGGGGCCAAUAAUCCCGUUUCCUCCUCGACACAGAAUCUGGCUUUCCAACCAUUUGGAGGAUUAUAGAUAUGUUGUUUUUAUCAUGUUUUCAGAACACUUUGAAAUGCAGCAGAUGCAGCUUUGAGUUUUGCAGCUGAACCUUCAGAGUGUUUGUUCUUGUUUAACACGGCUGUUAACACGGAGACAUUAAGUGUUGUGAUUGGAUGGAAAGGUUCGAUGCCCUUCUAACGUUUAACAUCCUUCUUUCACUUUUUCCCUGAAACUCCAUCUGAUUGUUUUUUUUAUUUAUUUAACAAAACACACUUUAACAUUCCAUGUUGCUUCGUAAGCAGUAAUUAUGUUGUAUUUGGGGUAUUGUUUCUUUCCUGUUAAUGACGUCACUCCUCCAAACUGUGACCUCCUUUAACAACCUGUUUCUUCACACUAUGUUACCCAGGGCAGUUGUCAAGGUAGCACUUAUAUAAAGAGGUACCAUCAUUGCUGGCUUUGAUAGCUCUAUGGGAAGCUUUAUAAUGGAACUGUCACAGUUAUCUGAACUCCAACGAAAACACUCACUGUUAGUAAGAUUGUCAAAUAUUGUUCUUGGUGUAAAAGAAAAAAGGCCUCAGAAAGGUUGAAGUCAUUGUGAAUAGAUUUCUAUCAGAGUCUUUGUGCUGUAAUGUUGAACAGAAAUGAUGUAGCUGUGGAGACCAAGCUUUUUCCUUUAAAAAAAGUAUCUACGUUUAAAAGAUGUGACUGUAAAUGAGCAGCAGGGUAAAACAGAGAAACCUUACUGGUAUGAUGGGGUGCACUCUCACAAGUUAGUCCCACUAUCCAACCCUACAGCACGGAGUCCAACCUUUGACUGUUUGGAUGUAGAAAUCAAAAGCAGACACUGGUCUACAUGCAGCUGAAUCUGACAGAGCAUGUGUGCUGAAAUAUACCAACAGGAGUUCAAACACUCCUCUGAAGUUUCAUGGAGUCUGGAGUAUGCCACCAGAAUAAUAAGAACCACUCUUUGUUCAAAUUUGGUCAUUACAUUUCAAAAAUAAAUAAUUAACACUUUACUUUUUUAUUUGACAAAUAGGCAAUAUUUUUUAGUGUUUUCAAAAUAAUGUUGAAAUGUUGAAAAUGUUAUCACACACUUAAACAAAUAAUAAUGUUAGUUUCUCACUUUAGUGGAACAGAAGGAAACAAGUAGAGGAUUUUUAUUUUUGUAAAUCAUAAAAUUUCAAAAAUAAAUAAUAAAUAUUUUCCCCUUUUUGCAUUAGGUACCAGAAAACACUCUUUUUUCAUUUUUAGAAUUGUUUAGAAAUUAAGAUUAAAUAAAAUCUAUUCCAAAUUCUGGGGAAUAACAAAGAUCAAGGAAUACUUUGAGAAAAUAACUUGGACUUUUUAAAAUAUUGCUACAAAGUUAUCAGCUAAAAAAUGACAAGAUAACUACAUAAAGGUAUACAAAAAAAGAUAAUACAUCAGAGGAUUUAAAGAAUAAUGCUGACAAGUUAAAAAUGUCAAAUAUGGUAAGGUAAAUUCUUGCCACUGAUAUUUUUUCAGACCUUGCAGUAACACUAAAAGUUUGACUUUGUUCUUGACACUUUUAUUUUCUGCACAAUUUUUUAAUCAAAUUUCCAAAAGUUUCAAAUAAUUUGGAAAAAUCUCAAUAACAAGAAAAGAAACAUAUAACUGAGGCUAAAAAAAUGUCUGGUCUCAUAUGUUGGCCCAUUAUUUAGGUUUGAUACAAUAUUAAAAAAUAUAACACAAAUAUAUGUCCAGGUAAAUAAUUACUAUUAAUGAUAUAAAUACAUAACCCAAAUGAAAAUUGAGUCUAUUUACUUAAAAUAAACAUAAACUUGGCUAUAAUUGAAUAAAGAAUACGUGGCACACUUUAGCCUCCACACAUCAGCAUGUAAAUGUGGCACUCUUUGGCCUCCAUACAUUCAGCAGUGUAGUGUCAAGCUUUGGUUUGUGUCAUUCAGAGUAAGAUGUUGGACUCCUGUUGUAUUGAAAGAAAAACUUUAAAAUAGCUUUGGUUAAACAGUCUCAUUAUCAAGCAGUUUUGCUGUCUAAAAAAAGAAUAUGUUGGAUAUUUUAUUAAGGUCAUAUGCAAAGCGUGAAGUGUUUUUCUAUCGCUAUGGUUGUUCUCAUGUCAGAGCCAUAUGUAUGCAAGCUAGUUAAUAAUUCACCUGAGCCACAGAAUAACAGGUUUGUUAUAGAUAAUGAAACAUGAACAAUGCACUGCUUUUCCAAUAGUCUCUGAGGGCAGCAUUUAAACUAAGACGACAGAAUCUAGAAAGUGGCGUAAAUACAUAGAUUCUAUAUAUAUACAAAUAUAUAAAUAUAUUCUUCGUGACUCUGAUGGUAUGGAGUAACAAAUCCUGAUUAGUCAGCAAACACAAACUCCUUUCAUUCUACGUAGAGCUAGAUUUUUGCAGCUGUUUAUCUACUACCUCCUGAUGCUAGCCACGUUUAGCUAAAAUACGAGUGUGACAUAGACUAUGGCAGUGUGUUAGCAUAUGCAAAUGAAAAAUGAUGACUUAAAAUGAUCCACUUGAAGACUAGACACCAAACAUGGAGAAUUUUAUCACAGCACAUGAGGUAGUCUUCUAAUUUGAGUGAUGCAAUAAUAAUAUAGAUCCCAUAUUAUUUUGCUAUGGUAAAUAAAAUCCUCUAGCACCCUCAAAUGUCAUGAUCACUACAUUAAUAUAAUUAACAUAUGAGAUAAUUUAACAUUAUGGUAUUGUAUAACUGUGAUUUUUGUGAGUAAGGGUUCAUAUACAGAGUACUCAGUGUAUGUGGCCAGAAGCUGUAAAGAAAUGCAGAGCGAAUUAAAAACUUCUCAGUGACGUAAAAAAAAAAAAAAGAUCCAUAAUUUCUCUUUCUACCAGUAAGGUUCACGAUUCAACUCUCAGGAAGUUUGUGUUUCUUUUUUGGGUUGUAAAGGUUGUGACUACAAAUCUGAAUCAGCUGGGUUCACAAAGCUUAAUGGUGUUUUCAUCAUGUGCAUCUUAUAUGGAAGUAAACAAGUGCUUUAUUUAGAGACGUGAGGAAUGGAAACUUGGGGAAAUUAUACCAGUGAUGGAUUCUUACUGCAGAUAUUUGUACAACAAUUACUUUACAUCAUUUCUAUAUAUAAGUUCUACAAAGGACUCUGACUUUGAAUAGCUGCAAAAUCAAAACUAAGGGGCAUUUAUAAACAAAUUAAAGCUCCAGUGGGAAGUUUUUCAAUAAUUAUGAAACAGACUAAAAAUGUCUGGUGCCUCUUUAAGGCCCAAAAAGGUAAACUAGACCACAAGGCUAAUCAUCCUUUUUUCUGUAUCCUGGGAUUCUUGAGUUCAGAUUUGAUUCUCUUGUUUAAGCUAUGCUGUUGUAGUACUAAUUCUGGCCACAGGAGGCUGAGGCACACCAUGCUCUGAAAAGACAAAGUCUUCAGAAAGUAUCUGCUUUUCAGAUGGUUGGUUUCAAACAGUUUUGCAGUUAUUUAAAUUCUUUCAGAAAUGUGGUAUUGGAUGUUUUUUCAGGUAUCUGAUGUGUGGAUGUUUAAAACUCAUUUGGGCAAAUAAUAAUAAUAAAACAAGAACAAUGUUAAAUACAGAAUGUUUCCCAAAUUCACAUUUUUCUCAAACUAAUUAAAAGUUUGUUCAAAACUAAACAUAAAAUAAUUUCCUGAAUAUUUUUUUCCUUGUCUUUAUCUAAAAAGAUUUCAGACCUCUUUAAGUUUUGUUGUGGUAAAAGUUCACGCAAGAUUGGAACCAAACAUAUUUAAAUUGGACGUCAGUGUGAAACCUCAAGUUAAAUUUGACUCUUCAAUUUUUAUGUUUAAAAAAGAAACUAAACUAAGUAAGAAGCCAUGGUUACAUUUUUCAAGUAUCUGGUUGCUCUCCACAUUCAAAUAAUUAAAGCACUUUUUUGCUUCCAUAUAUAUCAAUCGACAAAGGUCUUAUCUCACUUUCGUUUGGUGUCAUUUUGUCGAUAUUUUGUAGCGUUUUCACCGUCUUAAUGUUAAAGUCGAUAGUGAGUGAUGAUUCAAAACAUGUUUGAUUGUUGCCUAUUUUUUGUGGUGGAUUUUGCAUUUGGUAACUUUCUGUAUUCCUUUGUUUUCUUGACGGGAUGUGAGAUUUGUUUCCUACCAGUUUUCUUUCUAUAUUGUCUCCUGAUGGGAUUGGAUUAAAGCUCAGCAGAAAGUUUCUAAGACCAAAUGAGCAAUAAAAGACCGAGUCUCACAAUCCUUUGAAGCAGUUUCAGGUUAGGAUCUGUCAUGGGAGUUUUGUGUCUCUGAUACACAGAAAGAAGCAUUAAAGUACUUCAUGACCAAACUGCAUAAAUACCUUAGUACAAAAAUGAUUAAAAGACUGUUUGAUGGACUAACUGCUGCUACCCUCUUCUAGAUUAACCCUAAAUAAUCAAAUGCACAAUCAACACUCUUUUGGAUCUUGUGUUUCUCUCUUUUCCUUGUAGAUAUUAACCCUUCUUGUUUCACCUCGAUCCCCAAAUCUUUAAAAUGGAACAAGUUUUCCUCCAUCCACGGGUAGCUGUGUAUUUAAAGAGUUUGGGUAUCAGUAGCUGCAGAUGUAUUGAUUUGGGAUUGGGUGCACUGAUCAACAGAAUGCAUGUAGAACAGAACGCGUUGUGCCGAUGUUGUGCUGAGCUUGUGUUUUUCGUUAGAACCGUCAUUGGUUGUUCUUCAGUCUGUCUGUGUUUUUCCUCCUCCACUGUGAUCAGGAAAUGUUUGGAAGCCCAUGUCCAUCAAAAAAAAGAAACAUUUUAAAAGAUAUGCAUGAUUAAAAAUAUGAAAGUACUGCUUUUUAAAAAUGCUGAUGGAAUAUGUCGUAAUUUUGACGUGUCUCAUCAACAUUGAGUAUUUCUGUUUUGGUCAUGUAUAUCUUUGAAAUGCAGGUGGUGAUAGAUUAUAUUUACAUAGCAGCCAUUUUUCCAUCAGACUUCAUACUCGGGAUGUGGAGCUCAAAUACUGUUCUAAUAAGUUUAAUGUGGAGUAAUCGGUAGUAAGUCUUUGCUGUGAUGAAACCCCUCCCCCUAUUGAUGAGUAACUAACUAGACAAGAACUAUUUGGAAGAACAAUGGUCAAUAUUUUAAGUUAUAAUACCGUUAUGUAUUGAGUUAUCGUUCUUUUUAACAACAGACAAUGCUAGCAUCUAGCUAUUUCCUAGCUAAUACUAAUAUUAGCCAGGAAUUGGCAGGAUAUUUUAUGAAGAUUCAUAGAAGGCUUACAAUUCAGGCUAAUCAUAGUUUUUACAAUUCUAGCAUUAUCAUGUGAAAGUAUCCUACAAGUAAAAAUAAGGGGGUAAAUUCCUCGCUAAGAACAAAUUAUGGAGGGACAUGUUCAAUGCUAACAUCUGCUGCUUCCUCAUGAUAGCUAACAUUUAUCUAACAAGUUGUUUAAGCUUUAAAUGAGGCUCAAUUUUCCUCCAUCUUUUUCCUACUUUGUAGUUUCUGAUAAUUAACCAUUAAUAGUCCAUUAGUUAUGAGACAACAGCUUAUGCUAGAGUCCAGCGACUUCCUAGGUGGUACUGCCCUGAGCUAGGAGUAAGCUGAAUGCUAAUAUAUGACAUGUUAGCUAAUACAUAAGGCUUUAAUUCCUAGUUAAGAGUCAUGUACGCUGUAAUGUUGUUUCAGUGCUAACACUCACAGAUGGUAGCUAGCAUACAAAAUAGGUUGUUAAAACUUAAUAUGGUUCAUUUUUCCCGCCAUUAUUUUAAACACUGUGUUGUUUCAGUUUUUCAGACGAGACAAAUUAAAGUAAACAUUUCAAAGGACACUGGACCACAACAGCUAAUGCUAGUUAAUGCUAACAUUCCAGCCAAUAUAACCAUUAGCUAGGUCCUGGCUGAAAUCUAGUAUUAUGAGAUGAAAAUGUUAUCUAAAAAGAAAGAAUGGGUUAAAAUUAUAGCUAACCAUACUGUUAGCUAUCAAGUUGUUCUAAUGCUAACGUUAGCUGCUGUCUAAUCGGUGGUUAGCAGCUGAAAACAAAGCUAACAGUUAACAUUUUUGAGGACAUGGAGUUAUAUUUAAAGUUUAAACAACAUAAUAACCCCUUUGCUACCUUUAGAAAAUAGCUAACACGUAACUAAUACCUAGCUAAUACUUCUAUUAGCUAUGAAGAUAGAAAACCUGACAAAUAACCAUCACUAAACUCUUUCUCUGUUGAUUAGAGCCUGAAUAUGAAACAAAUAGUGAACAUUUGAAGAGACAUGAGGCCACAUAUGAAGUUACAACAUAAUUAAUAUCAGCUGUUGUCAGAUCUUAGCUAAGAUCUAACAACAGCUAAUGCUAUCUAGAAAGUACGGCUAUUAGCAAGGAUUUGGCUGAGUGCUGAGCAAGAAUUUGAAAGUGUCAUACAAAAUUUUAUAUUUAAAAAAAUACUUAAAUUCCAAGCUAGAAGUUACGUCAGCGAGUGAGCUGUUGAAUGCUAACGUUAGCUGCUGUCUGAUGGUAACUAACCUUUGUCAGAUUUUUUGUUUUAACCUCAAACAGUGCUCAGUGCUUUCACUCAUUUUUUCACUACCUAUUGUGUUCCCAGUUUCUGAUCAUUAGGUAGUGUUAAAGUUAAAACAGUUGUUAGAUAACCUAUGAUAUUACCUACAGUGUGUGAGCUUCCCACCUGAGCGUAUGUGAAGAGGAAAAUGUGGCUGUGUGUGAAUAUAGUGACGGGCUUCCAUUGAGGGUACUUGGUUGAGGUUGCACCUGACCGGGUGUUUCCCUUGCAGUGACGAGGAGCAGGCUGGAUACUUGUUAUUUUCUUGGAUACUAACACGGGUCUUUUGUAUGUGAUAUCCCCCCAUUAUAUUAAACCAUUAUAUCGUGGUGCUAUAUAUAUUUGAUAAAAAUGACUAAAUGUAUCGGGUUUGCUAUCGUCUGAAAAUAAUUGUGAGUGGAGAGGGUUGUUGUGAAAAAUUUAUUUUGGAUACAAAUGAAAAAAAAAAUCUAUGUUAAUAGUUAUAAAUCUAUUGAUAUUAACACUGACCCCCUGAGGUACAUUAUUAGAUUGCAGUUUAAAGUUUGUACAUCUUUUUGAUAGUGUAUACCAGUUUCCUUUCAUAUGGUAAAUUUGUGCUGUGAUCAAGCUUUGAUAGACUUUGUAAAUAAAGCCAAAUGUUUGGAUCAUACUAUCGGUUGUAAUGAACGGCUUCUUUGUUUACAAGCAUUGCAAACUGUUUCCGCAUGGCUGUGAAAGUUUAUCUGGUGAUUUUUUGUAAGAUCUGACUUUUACACUGAAUAAAAAGGCUUAUGACUUCAAA
Molecule: messenger RNA, 10894 nt
Organism: Notolabrus celidotus (New Zealand spotty)
Lineage: Eukaryota; Metazoa; Chordata; Actinopteri; Labriformes; Labridae
Gene: mbtd1
Product: mbt domain containing 1
Exons: 17
Coding region: 165-2273 (702 amino acids)
Biological process (GO): regulation of DNA-templated transcription
Cellular component (GO): nucleus
Molecular function (GO): zinc ion binding
Source: RefSeq, a predicted model, not a curated record